GCUCAAGGGGGGCUGAUGAUCUGGGGUCUGAUCAUAACACCAGAUCCCUGGCUAGGGAGCACCUCUGCCAGCCCGUUUCUCUCCUUGUCCCUGCAGUCUCCAUCCGUAAUCUUCCCUGUUGACCCCCAGGUCAGCAAUACUGCCUAAUGUGGAGCAGCGUGUGGGUAGCUCUGGGGCUUUCCCUGACCUGCACCUCAGCCCUCAGCCUCAUCUCCCCUGCCUGGUUCCAGACCCCGACCUUCUCCUUUGGCAUCCUCACCUACUGCUCCUGGCCUCAGGGCAACAGUUGGAACCAGAGCUGCUUGACCUUCAGUUCCCUGGAGGAUAUUCCUGACUUUGCCUGGAAGGUCUCAGCUGUGAUGCUCCUCGGAGGCUGGCUCCUGCUGGCCUUCAAUGCAAUUUUCCUCCUGUCUUGGGCUGUGGCCCCCAAAGGGCUGUGCCCAAGGAGAAGCAGUGUUCCAAUGCCAGGGGUGCAGGCAGUGGCAGCUACUGCCAUGAUUGUGGGUCUGCUGAUUUUCCCAAUUGGCCUUGCCUCCCCAUUCGUCAAGGAAGUGUGCGAAGCCUCCUCCAUGUAUUAUGGUGGGAAGUGCCGGCUGGGUUGGGGUUACACGACUGCUAUCCUCAAUGCAGUCCUGGCCAGCCUCCUGCCCAUCAUCAGCUGGCGCCACACGACCAAAGUCCAAGGGAGGACCAUCAUCUUCUCCAGUGCCACCGAGAGAAUCAUCCUUGUGCCAGAAAUGAACAAAUAAAAAUCUCCUGGGAGGAGCACAAAGGGCACACUCCAGAGUUUUCUGAAAUCAUCAUGUAGCCAACUUCAAAUCCCAUCUCUGCCCCUUCUUGCUGCGUGACUUCAGGCAAGCCCCUUUACCUCUCUGGAAUGGUUUUUUCUUCUGGAAAAUGAAAGUUGAAAUCAUACCUACCUCCUAAGGUUGUUCUGAGAAUUCACUGGAGAUACUCUAUGUAAAUAAGGCACUUUGCACCAUGUCUGGCACAUAGCGUUCAAUAAACAUUGGCUACUAUUAUUACAAUCCUUACCUCAAGGUAAGAGUUUGUGCUGAGAAUUCAACAUCUUUAUGAAAACUGCCCAGGCUAAUUCUGAGUUCAUGGUUGUCACUCAAAAACUAAAUUGUUUAAUUGGCAUGCGCAUAUUCUCUCUCCCUUCUCUUUUUAUAAUUCUUCCUUGUUUUAGAGCAUUUGAAAUUUAUUUUCUCAUCAAAUAUUUAGUGAGUGCCUAUUAUGUAUAAGAUUUUGAGUCAAUAGGCUGGAAGCAGUGGCUCACACUUGUAAUCCCAGCACUUUGGGAGGCUGAGACGGGUGGAUCAUGAGG
This is a messenger RNA of Symphalangus syndactylus (siamang), 1327 nucleotides long. RefSeq names its product LHFPL tetraspan subfamily member 7 (gene LHFPL7). The record is from RefSeq and is a predicted model, not a curated record. Gene Ontology annotation, cellular component: membrane. Lineage: Eukaryota; Metazoa; Chordata; Mammalia; Primates; Hylobatidae.